AUGUCAAAAUUAAGAGUGAUUGAGUUACUUCUAUCCAUCCCCGUUCAUAAAUCCACAGGAGACGAUGGCAUUAGCGCCAAAAUAAUGAGAAUAGCAGCACCAGCUAUAGCCGAACCAUUAAGCCAGCUGAUGAAUCGUUGCAUAAACACUCAAACGUUCCCCUCAAAAUGGAAGGUUGCUAAGGUCACCCCAAUAUAUAAAGGGAAGGGAAACCGAGAUGAAAAGUCUAACUACAGGCCUAUAUCAGUGCUUCCCAUUUUAUCUAAGCUACUGGAAAGGCACAUAUGUGAACAUAUGUAUGGGUUUCUGCAACAACGAAACUUAUUUUAUCGACUUCAAUCCGGGUUUCGUAAACACCAUUCGACUGAAACUGCACUCAUCAGACUCAUUGACCAAUUGCUACUUGAUCUGGAUAAAAACAAGGUAACUGGACUAAUUUUUGUAGACUAUAAGAAAGCCUUCGAUCUGAUAGACCAUCAUCUGCUCCUUAACAAGUUACAUAAUUAUGGCAUUCAGGGGGAUGAGCUAAACCUCUUAAAAGACUAUCUUAGAAACCGUUGGCAGUAUGUAAAUAUUGAUGGUUCCCGUUCUCCGAAAAUAGAGGUAAAAUGCGGUGUGCCACAAGGAAGUAUUUUGGGUCCAAUCUUCUUCCUUUUGUUUAUCAACGAUCUUCCGUCAGAGGUAUUCCACUCCGAGGUCGACAUAUAUGCGGAUGAUACUACCCUUAGUCACUCCGCAGAAGUGGAUUUGGCACCUACAGCCAUAGAAACAGCACUACAGCUUGAUUUGGACGGCAUUGUAAGGUGGUCAAAAACAAACAAAAUGAUCAUAAAUGCCAAAAAGACAAAAUCUAUGCUUGUUACCGGGAAGAGAUUGGCCAAAAAGUUGCCGACAAAGAUAUUGUCGUUACAGUCUGAAAACGAGGAUAUUGAACAAGUUCAUUUCCAGAAACUUUUAGGAGUCACUAUCGAUCAAGAACUGACUUUUGAUAAACACGUGGAAGAACUUUCUAAGAAAUUGGGACAACGACUGGGCGUUCUUCGGAAAAUUAAACGGUUUCUUCCUUUAGACCAACGUAAACUGUACUACAACACCAUGUUUAAGCAAGUCAUGAUGUAUGGUGCUACAGUUUGGGCUAACUGCUCCGUGGAAAACUUGAAAACAAUUCUUCGAUUGCAAAAACGUGCUGCCCGCAUUAUUUUGGAUGUCGGUACAAGAACAAACAGCGUAUCAUUGUUUAAGCAGCUAAAUAGGCUUGCUUUUCACGACGAAGUGAGGUUGAACAAAUGUGUCUUAGCUUACAAACGGUUUCAUGGAAAUUGGCCAUCAUAUAUUAAUGAUAUUCUAACCUCAAAUGCAGACAUACAAACCCGUUCGUCAGGCCGUUACAGUCAAAGAAACUUGGUAUGUCCACGCUAUAGCCGAGUCAUGGAAGGGGGAAAGUCUUUCCAGGUCUCCACGUGUAAACUUUGGAACUCUAUACCUCCUCAUAUAAAAACUUCCGAAAAAUCUGUAGAAACUUUUAAGAAUGAACUUUUUAACUAUUUUUUUCAUAGGUAUAAUGAUAUUGAUUCUUUCACAAUAUCUUGACUUUUUAACUUAUGAACUUAUAGUAUUAUCAUGAUUACAUGUUAUAUAGUAUUUUUAAUUGUAUGUAAUGUAGUUAUAGUAUAAGAGGGCCACUUGUUAGUCAGUUGAUAUACUGUUCAGUGUUUACCCUCGUUAAAUAAAGUUGAUUGAUUGAUUGAUUGAUUGACUAAAGUCUGCAUGUAACUAAAGUCUGCAUGUAUACUAAAGCCUGCAUGUAACUAAAGUCUGCAUGUAACUAAAGUCUGCAUGUAACUAAAGUCUGCAUGUAACUAAAGCCUGCAUGUAUACUAAAGCCUGCAUGUAUACUAAAGCCUGCAUGUAUACUAAAGCCUGCAUGUAUACUAAAGCCUGCAUGUAUACUAAAGCCUGCAUGUAACUAAAGUCUGCAUGUAACUAAAGCCUGCAUGUAACUAAAGCCUGCAUGUAUACUAAAGCCUGCAUGUAUACUAAAGCCUGCAUGUAUACUAAAGCCUGCAUGUAACUAAAGCCUGCAUGUAACUAAAGUCUGCAUGUAACUAAAGCCUGCAUGUAACUAAAGUCUGCAUGUAACUAAAGCCUGCAUGUAUACUAAAGCCUGCAUGUAUACUAAAGCCUGCAUGUACACUAAAGCCUGCAUGUAUACUAAAGCCUGCAUGUAUACUAAAGCCUGCAUGUAUACUAAAGCCUGCAUGUAUACUAAAGCCUGCAUGUAACUAAAGUCUGCAUGUAACUAAAGUCUGCAUGUAACUAAAGCCUGCAUGUAUACUAAAGCCUGCAUGUAUACUAAAGCCUGCAUGUAUACUAAAGCCUGCAUGUAUACUAAAGCCUGCAUGUAUACUAAAGCCUGCAUGUAUACUAAAGCCUGCAUGUAACUAAAGUCUGCAUGUAACUAAAGCCUGCAUGUAACUAAAGUCUGCAUGUAACUAAAGCCUGCAUGUAUACUAAAGCCUGCAUGUAUACUAAAGCCUGCAUGUAUACUAAAGCCUGCAUGUAACUAAAGUCUGCAUGUAACUAAAGCCUGCAUGUAACUAAAGUUUGCAUGUAACUAAAGCCUGCAUGUAUACUAAAGCCUGCAUGUAUACUAAAGCCUGCAUGUAUACUAAAGCCUGCAUGUAUACUAAAGCCUGCAUGUAUACUAAAGCCUGCAUGUAACUAAAGCCUGCAUGUAUACUAAAGUCUGCAUGUAACUAAAGCCUGCAUGUAUACUAAAGCCUGCAUGUAUACUAAAGCCUGCAUGUAUACUAAAGUCUGCAUGUAUACUAAAGCCUGCAUGUAUACUAAAGCCUGCAUGUAACUAAAGCCUGCAUGUAUACUAAAGCCUGCAUGUAUACUAAAGCCUGCAUGUAUACUAAAGCCUGCAUGUAUACUAAAGCCUGCAUGUAUACUAAAUCCUGCAUGUAUACUAAAGCCUUCAUGUAACUAAAGCCUGCAUGUAUACUAAAGCCUGCAUGUAUGCUAAAGCCUGCAUGUAACUAAAGCCUGCAUGUAUACUAAAUCCUGCAUGUAUACUAAAGCCUGCAUGUAACUAAAGCCUGCAUGUAACUAAAGCCUGCAUGUAACUAAAGCCUGCAUGUAUACUAAAGCCUGUAUGUUCUAAAUCUGUAUACUAAUAUUUAAUAUUUUUUUGAAGUAGUUUGGCUCCGGGGUGUUUAUUUAUACUAUACACAAUCAGUUUGUACUUUGGUACUCUUUUGAUAUAAAUUAAGGUGUACUUGGCAGUCGUAUAGCAUAUAUUAAUAAAAUCUUAUAAAUUUUAAUUUAUUUUUUUUUUAUAUGUACUCAUCAAAUAUGGUUGUUUUAUGCUUUGUUUAUAAAAUAUAUAAACUUUGAGAUAGAGGUAUAGCGAUAUGAGGUUGUUAUAACCAGGCGUAUAGCCUAAGUCACUUUGAAUUAUUUGAAAAUGCAGUCUGGCUUUUGCAUAUGUUCUGCUAAUAAGUACUGCCUAACUCUCAAAUAAAAUCCCAUUAGUGACAUCGCGAAGCCGACAAAAUACAUCAGUUUAACGAGCUUGCAUUUUGCCAGAUCUUCAAUGAAAAAGUUUUUACUUUCAAAGCAUUGUUCCAUGAUACCUGGGAUUGUAGUGUGGCUCAAACCCCACUCCGAAAAUGAGACGUGGUAAUGCUUUAUAUCUCUAUAGGCCAUUCGCAAACAUUAUAGAGGACAGUCUGUCCCAUAACAGAGGACACCCCCCGCCUCCCACCAAAAAAAACUUUGGAUGUGUGCUAGCUAUGACCACAGUGCAGUUUUCAUCAUUAGCUGAAUUCAUAUGAGAUGACGGAUUUCCGUGGGUCGGAGACAGGAAACUCGUCUAAAACGAGAAACUCAGAUAUAAAUUCGGUUAACGACGGGGUUUCCGUCUUGAUUUUUCGUCUACCUUUCCCGUCUGACCGAUCGGAAUGUUAGACGAGUUUGUUGUCUUAGACAGAAAACUCGUCUUAAAUUUAUUUAUAUCAGGCGAAUAAAUGAACACGGGUUUCAUAUCGUAACGUUGAAAAGAGACUGGAAUUGAGGGUUUCCUGUUUUUUCGCGUUUAUCUGAGGGAAAUCCGUCACACAAGUUUCCCGUCUUAGACGGAAAUCCGUCUUCUAAUACGAAUUCAGCAAUUGACCUACUACUGAUCAGCUUCAAUAUAGUCAUCCCAAUAUAACCAUUUUGUCCCCGAGCCGACGGCGCGAAGCGCCGUGCGAGGGUACUAAUUCCUCCCGGCUAUUUACACCAAGGGAAGGGAAGCAUUAGCGAAGUCUAAAGCUCAUCAAAUAUCGCGGGGGCGGGUCACUGUGCGUGUUUCGGUGGGUGGUCAUCCUCACUGAUCCCAUAAUAUAGCGGACUGUAAUGAAUAGCCAACACUGAUUGGUCCAAUUUAAAAUUGGCAUUAUAACGGCUGCAUGACGAUGUACGACGACAGCGAAAUUGAUUUGAUGAUUUCUUGCAAAUAUAUUUCAUUUUUGCAAGAUUUUGUAAAUUGCAAAGGAUUUUUGAUGAAAUAGAGGAAGGAAGUAAAGGUGCCGACGUUAACGAAGGAAAGUUUGUUUUAAAUAUUGAUGCAUUGUUUGCUUUUAAUAUACUGUAAUCUCCGCUGUAAUUACUUUAAAAGCCGAUCGUUGCGUAUAUAUAAAAUAUGAAACAAGACAGCGUAUUAUUUCAGUGUUUCUUUAUUGAUUACACUUUUUAUUAUACUAAGCAAAGUUAUUUACAUGGCAGAAUAUUUACAUUUUAUUUCGAACUCAAAGUUUAUCGAUAAAGGCAGUUUAGUUCUAUAUUAAAAGAACACUUUCAAACGUUUUGCGAAGCGUUUGUGGUUGAAUUUUACCUUAAAUUGAAGCUUAUAUUACGUAUAAUAACAUAGUACCUACUGUAAUUACUUUAAAAGCCGAUCGUUGUGUACAAAUAUGAAACAAGACAGCGUAUUAUUUCAGUGUUUCUUUAUUGAUUACACUUUUUAUUAUACUAAGCAAAGUUAUUUGCAUGGGAGAAUUUGGAAUCAUUUUAUUUCGAACUCGAAGUUUAUCGAUAAAGGCAGUUUAGUUCUAUAGUAAAAGAACAUUUUAAAACGUUUUGCGAAGCGUUUGUGGUUGAAUUUUACCUUAAAUUCACGCUUAUAUUACGUAUAAUAACAUACCUAACAUAUAUAUGUUUAGCAAAUUGAUAAUUUUGUAAUUAAAAGUGAUAUUUAUAGGGGAUUUUUCAUUUGUAAGAACAUUCUUAAAAAAUUAUCGUGUUACCAUGACAACUACUUAAAAUACUUCACGUUAAAAUGGUUUUGUCAGCAAGGCGAGGGUUUCCGCAUGCAUGUAUUUUCUAGUAUAGCUAUAAUGAAAUAUGAGCUAAAUAUGUUAUAAUGAAUACUAUAACGACUGCUGUCCAUUUAGACAAUUUGAUUAAUAAUUAUAAUGGACAGUGCAUGGAAGUCGGUUAUUUGAUUAAACUCUAGAUUAGCAUUUUAAUUAAAAUUGUAGAGAAUAGGAACCUUUCUCGUGCACAAAUUGUUCAAUUUAUAAAUGAAUACCAAAGCACCUCACAAUUUUGUCCAGAACACUGUUGCGUCUAGCUUGUUUGCAAUAUGUUCUGAAAUGUCUGACAUAUGCAAUAAUAUUUCCAUAAAUUUGAAAGCUAUAGUGAAAUAAAGGAAAGAAACUCUAACAUACCGCUUCAAUAUCUCGUAGUAAUGUCCAAUCUCCAGUCUGUGCUGUGAUUCUCUCUUCAGUAACGUUAGUCAGUUGGCAGUUUUCAACAUUGACUGUUGUAACUCUGUAGUUAAAUCCAACACAGAUGGGUUCUUUAUAACAAAGAGUGAGGCACUUUAUCUGGACUGCUGGGUUUUCAAUACUAUGUCUCGAAAUGAUCUCAUCCGAAGGUAAAGGUGGACCUCCUGUGCAAAAGUAAAAAGUUCAAAAUUUACAUCGACUGUAUAGUUAGUGGAAUAUUAAAGAAAUUGAGGAUUAUCAACAAUGUAUAGGAUUUGAAACUUGAGACAGACCUUCAUGUUUUAUAAAGAACAUGUACAUCUUAAGAUUGUAUUGAAUACACACGGAAAACUUACCUUUUCUGAUGGUUUCAUAAUACGUGGGAGAACAGUUCUGCGCAAUAACACUUGCGACUGAAAGCAUUAGUGUGGUUAACGUUAACAUUUUAAACAUCGAUGUCGCAAUUACGUGAUUUCUAUCCGCCAGUCACUGCUUUCUAUAGGCCAGUCACCGAGUAAUUGAGGUUAUCAGAAAGAUGCGAAUAAAAAUGUACGUUCAGAAUAAAAUAUUGAUGAGAAUAAAACCCAGAUGUACGUAAUAUAAUGAAUUGCUUUUGGCGGCAUAUAAAUUAAUUAAAAAAUUAAGUUUCUUGCAUAAUUGCUUAAUAUUUACAACAACUGGCAUACUUAUUAUUGCAAAUAAAAGUGUUCCAUGCAAUUACAAUUGUUCCUUCAUGAAAUGUGCUUGUAUAUUUAUGUGUGGACAAUUAUACUGGCUUAUCAUUUUUACUUUAAGGUGGCUCCUUACAGUUUUGAUUGUACAGCACACAAUUGUAUUCAAAAAACCAUUAUUUCAUCAUCUUGCAAAGUAUGAUCACGAAACUCGGCCACUUAACUGCUCAGUACAAUAUCGCGAAUUACGAAAAAUAAAAAAUGUCGUUAGAGACACGAAAAAACUGCAUUUAUUUUUAUCUAUGUGACGUCACAAAAAUCAGGAUUUCAAUUUCCUCGCGCGACCAGCCGACAAUCCCACGAAGGCCCGCGCGUGUAUAAAACAACGCAAUUUUAAAAACCCGUCACGUGUACAACGUCGACCACGCGUUUUGCGUGUAGCACUACUAAUCUCGCGCGUGGACAAAAUUUCCGCAACACAGAUCUAAAACUGUAGGGGGCCUUAAACUCGAAUGCCGCUACUUGGGAGUUGUCCAUAAUAUUAUGAAGGACUACUUCCGGUCUUGCUAAAAUAAACUACAUCGUAAAAUAAAUGGAAAAUGAAUUAUUAUUAUUUCAUCUUAUUUAAAAACGGUAACCCUUCAGUUUAAUUAAACAUUUUUUCAAGGGGCCGUUAUUACAUACUAAAUAUACAUAAAAAGAAAGCCCAGUGAACACUAUAUAUAACUUAGAUUAAAUCACAUAUAUAACUAGAAAUAAUGUGUUAUGUUAACCCUCCCAGACCCAAAAAUUACUCCUUCGAAUCAAAAUCCAUCCCACAAGUGGUUGUCACACACUAAUCCUCUCCUAAUUGGUGAAAUAGUUGUUGAUUAAGGGCGCUUUCCAUUAACACGGCCAGACCGGUCAGAACGGUCAAAAUGUUGAAUGGAACACAAAACAUUUGGGCUUCGGACCUAUCUAACCGGAAAAUCUAGAUAACAUUAGAGUGAGGUCCAUUUUCGCUAGCUAUUUGAGAAACAUAGACCAGAUCUUUCCAUUGAUACAGAGAAAAGAAUUUGGGUCUGACCGGUCAGGCCAUUAAAUGGAAAGCGCCCUAAGGUUUUGAAUUUUCUUAUGGAGAGCUCUUUAUAGUUGUUGGUAACAUCAUUUGGAAGAUUGUUCCAUAUAUGAUGCAGCACCUCGAUAAUUUCUUCAUGAAGUCUGUUUUAGGUUUUUCCAAAUAAAGUUUACAGUUAUUACUUCGUAACGGAUACAUAUCAUUUAGCCAAAUUUUAAAGAUAUUGUUCAUGAAUUCUGGCAGUUGGCCUUGUAAGGCCUUAAAUGUCAAUAUGAUUUCUCUUUUCUUAAGAGUGGUUUCACUUGGUUCCCAGUGAAAGGUAUUAAAUAUAUCUUUCGAUUUUACUUCGUAAGUUGACACUGUGAUUAUUCGAAACGGUCGUUUUUGCAAUUUUAAAAGCUUGUCUCUAUCUGUACGACUGCCGUCAUUCCACACGUUGGAGCAAUAGGUAAAGUGGGGUAAGACUAGUGAGUUGUACAUGUUAAUUAAAACGUUUUGUUUAACAAAUCGUUUGGUUCGUCUUAGUAAAGCAAUGCUCUUGGAUAGUUUUUUGCGUUGAAGACCAUUGUGUUUAUGCGAUCUCUGUUCAUCGCCUAAAGUAAUUCCCAGUACUUUCUUAUUGGUCACUUUUUUGAUAUUGUGAUUACAAAUCAGUAUACAUGGGUCAUAUGAGAAUUGUUUCAAUUUUCGUUUAGAGGCUAUUAGCAUAAAUUUUUUUGAGUUUAUUAGCAUAAAUUCAGUUUUUUUGUUUGCUAUUAAUCAGUUAUUGACGUUAUGCAAAUCGUUAUUUAGUUUCACGUCUACGUCCACCGGUGAAUUACCAAUGCUUAAUAUAUUUGUAUAAUCUGCAAAAAUAGAUGCCUAUGUUUGUUCGAGGCAGUUAGGAAGAUCGUUUAUAUACAAUGAGAAUAAUAACGGUCCUAAGUUUGAUCCCGGUGGAACUCCGCACCUUAUUUUUUUCAGUUGGGAAUUUGUACUUUGGACUGUAAAUAAUUGACUCCUGUUGGUUAAGUACGAUUUGAAGAAGUUAAGGCUACACCUUGAAUUCCAUAUAGUUCAUGUAAAGCGAGAUUGGCGUUUAGUGAUUAUUUUGUUGCUUUUCCGAAAAUUGAGAGGUUGGUCAUAAACUAGUUUCUCCAAUACUUUUGAAAUUGUCGGUAUGAUGGAUAUAGGUCUGUAAUUCCCGCAUUCAUUUUUGUCACCUUCCUUAUAUAUAGGCGUAACCUUGGCCUGUUUUAAAUCGUCUGGAAGUAUACCAAUGUCUAGGAUCAAGUUAAAAAUAUAAAGUAAGGUUUCACAUAUUGUAUAGCCUGCAGCUUUUAACAGUUUGUUUGUGAUUUUGUCGAGUCCUGCAGCUAAUUCCCUAGUUUUAUACCAUCUAGUAUUCUGCAUAAUUCGACUGCUGAAAUUUGUUUAAAUGUAAACAUAUUUAUUUAUUUAGCUUUUGCCAACUAGGGCAGGGUCACCACAACAGCAUAUGCCAAUUACUGUGGGCCCUUUUUUUUACCUAACCCACCCUGUCAACUUUCCCUGUGGGAGGAAACCGGAGUACCCGGGGAAAACCCACGGCUUUCGGCAGAGCGUUGACUUUUACUCUUUUCACAUGGGGACUGGGUUCGAGUCGCACUGAGAAGGUGCUUAGUGAGACUCGAACCUGCAAACCUCGGAGGUGAAAUGCAAGUGCGCUAACCACUUGGCCACCGAAGCCCCUUAAUAUUAGAAUUAGCAGUGAUAUAAUUAUUGAAGUGUGUCUACAUUACUUGGUGGUAUAGUUUGUGCAAGCGUAGGGCCAAUUUCACAAAAAUAAUUGUUAAACUCGUUUGCUAUAUUAUCGUUACCAGUAAUUGUUUGUCCAUUAACUGUGAUCUGGUUGAUUGUUGUUGUAGUCGUUCUCCUGUUGAGUAAAUGAUUAAUAAAUCUCCAGCAAUCUUUACUAUUUUUGCAUUGUUCCAGAUUUGCUUUAUAAUAGUGUGCUUUUGCAUCCCUAAUAAGUUACCAUGGUAACUUGGUUUUUGCAUAUUGUUUAAGCCUCCGUAUAAGCAGUAGAACUUAGUCUCUCAUGAUAGCUAAGUAUUUUAAUUUCAUUCUUCAAUCAUGGGCAAUGCUCGUUUCUAACUUUUCUAGUUCGAUAGGGAGCAUGGUUGUCAGAAAUAGACAAAAAUAUGUGCUUCCACUCCUGCCAGGAAAGAUUUGGAUCAGAGUUGUAUUUAAAGUAGUUAAACGAUUGUGCUAAGUCUUGUUGGAAUUCGUUUUCGUUAAAAUUUUUUAACUGCCUUGUUUCUACUAUUUUCCGCGUUUCUCUGCGUACUCUUAUUUUCCUACAAAUAUGCACCAGAUCAUGGUCACUUAUUUCCAAACCAAUCACUUCUGAAUCAGAUGUUUUGGUGUCGUCACUUUUUGUAAUUAUAAUGUCUAUUAUUGUUUUUGUCGUGUCAGUUGUUCGCGUUGGCUUAUCAAUGUGUUGCUGUAGUUGGUAGAUAUCUAAUAGGUCAUCCAAUAGGUCAUCAAAUGUUAUUCCUAUAGUUACUGUCCAGCAAAUCACCUGUUAUGAUUAUUUCUUUGUUUUUAUCGUCAAUCACUUUUAUGGAAUAUUAAAAAUCAUUAAAGAAUUCCAUAUUAGAACCUGGUGGACGAUAGCAGGUACAAUUAGAUCUAGCUUAGCUUUCGGUUUUUUAACUUCAAGACAAAUUGUCUCUGCAUUAAUUAACUGAAAUUAAGUCAGCUCUAUUAGUAUAGGGAAUAACAUUCCUUAUGUAGAUAGCUGUAGUGUAUCGCGCCAGGAUACAGAAUAUUCGAAGGAACAACAUAUAAAACCAACAGUCUGCUGUGGUUGAAGAAUUAAUAAUCAAUUACGAAGUACAAUAAACAUCCUUACGAUCUAGUGCAUUACUAAUUAACCUAUUAUGCAAGUUAGUUGUAUAUUAAUUAGGGGGUGGAUCUCUCCCCACAUUAAGAUAGAGUUUUUCUUGUAAUGUUUUAGAUAUUUAUCUGUCUAUGAACUAUAACUUUUUUUUAUACGAGUCUGAUUGUUCUAAACCAAACUUCAAAUUUCAAAAUAUGAACGUUAUUGCAAAGUUCAGAUUAAAUAACGUGACCGCUUAUUUAUAAGUCGAUCUGUUAAAUAACGUGUCCGUUUAUUUAGAAAGUUAAUCUGUUGGGGGCUGUAUUUCCCGCUUUGAUCUUCUCAGUGGUGGGAGUACAGCAAUUUAUUCCUAGUGAUGUUGGGCACUUGGGAUUGGGUCGUCUGCUUCGUCUUCCGUUUCAUUUUCUGUACCUGGAGUCGUUUCAAUCUUUUUGAAAAACGAAACAUUGCGUGUAACUUUGUGGGGACCAUGUUCAGCGGAGACCAUACUUCCUUUUCUUACGACCUUGUAAAGAUGUGGAUUAAAAGGGGUGGACAACUUGUUUGUUUUCGGUUAUCGGAUUAGAACUACGUCACCUACAUUUAUUCCACUAGUUUCAGACCGCCGUCGUUGGUCGGCGUAUUCCUUCAUCAUUCUCUUCUUUUCACUAUCUUUCUCAUAGAUGGAAUUGUAGAUGUCAGAUUGGUUGACUUCAGUGAGCUGGGGAAGAAGCGUUUGUAUUUUGCGACCGUUCAGAGCUUCAGAGGGUGACAUAUCAGUAGUGCUGUGUGGAUUUUUACGGUACUGGCGUAGAAAUGCGUUCAUUUCUUGUUUCCAAUUCUUCUUUUCUAGAUUGGCUGUACGGAUUGCUUUUUCGAGUGUUCGCAUAAAGCGUUCGAACUCGCCGUUCGCUUGGGGCCAAUAAGGCGUAACUUUUCGAUGCUCAAAUCCAAGGAAACUUGCAAAGUUUGCAAAUUCGUUGCUAUUGAAGGGGGGGGGGGGGCAUUGUCCGAUUUGACGACUUUGGGUAUUCCUUGUCUAGAGAAAAUACAAUCGAGUUUGAGAAUAACGGCGUUGGCAGUUGUGGAAUAGAGGAUUUCGACUUCUGGAAAUCUGCUGAAUUCGUCAAUAACCACAAGUAAAACUUCACCCGAGGGGAAUAGACCAACAAAGUCAAUGGCGAUUUCACACCACGGCGCUUUGGGUAUUGGGGUCAUAUUCAAUGGCUCUGGUUUUAGCAUGGUACCUUGUGUCGCUGCUUGACAUGGGAUGCAGUUUUUGAUUCUCUCUCGAACCAUCCUGUCAAUAGACGGAAACCAAACCUUUCCAAUUCACGUAAUAACCGCUUUGUCUUUACUAUUCCCUGAUGGCCUGAGUGCCAAUUCCAUAGCUUGAUGUUGAAGUGAUUUUGGAAGGACCAGACGUGUUCCUCGGAUGAUUAAACCAUCGCAAACGGGAAGUUCAUCCUUAUCAUUUUGUACAUCUGGAUUUCGGGGUCAGACCAGUGAUUGGUUACGACUGCUUGUGAUAGUUUUUGGAGUGUGGAAUCGUUCUUUGUUUCUUUCUGGACUUCUCAUAAGGUCAUAGCUUUUGGAAUUAUGUUCUUGCAAAGGUAGUUGACGUAAUUUUCAGCGAUGUUAUUUUCUUUCUUUAUCUGGAUAACGGCUGAUGAAGUCGGCAGGAUUGGCAUAAUCUUUUCCUGGCCUGUAAAAAAUCUCGUAAUUAUACGGCAUUAAUCUCAGUUUCCAUCGGUCGAUUCUGGGGGAGGUUGGUUUGUGACUCUUGAAGAUCCCAAGAAGAGGUUUAUGAUCUGUGAUCACCACGAACUUUGAACCGUAUAGACAGAGAUGAUAAUGCUCAGUUGCCCAGACGACUGCGAGCAUCUCUCGUUCUGUUUGGGAGUAGCGACUUUCGACAUCAGUCAGCGCACGGCUUCCGAAGCUGAUAACUUUACCAUCUUGCAUUAGAAUAGCUCCUACACCCGUCGGCUUGCGUUAACUAGUACUUUGGUGGACUUUGUUGGGUCAAAAUAGGCCAUGACUCGGUCACUAGUUAGCUCAUUCUGUAGCUUUCGAAAAGGGGUUUCUUCUUCUAUCUUCCAUUUCUGCCCGGAAUUCUGAUGGGUUAAAGCACGUAGAGUGUCAGUAAUGGUGGCAUAAUUCGGGAUGAAACGUGAACCGUACUGUGCCAUACCUAGGAGGGAUUUCACUUCGCUUGGAUUUUCUGGAAGUUGCAUGGUCUUAAUAGCAUUGAUCUUCUGAGGGGCUGCUUUGAUUCUUUCGGCUCUGAACGAGUGUCCAUAGAAGAUAACUUCUGACUUGCGGAAUGCACAUUUGUCUCGGUUAAGGCGUGCAUUGUGUUCUCGCAGACGGGUUAAAACGCGGUUCAGGUUUUCAUCGUGUUCUCUGACGUCACAACCGUAAACAAUUAUGUCAUCGGAAAUGUUCUUGCAUCCAGGUAGGCCAGUUGAAAGCUCAGCAAUUGAAUUUUGGAAUAUUUCUGAUGCGGCAUUUAUUCCGAACAUGAGUCGUUUAUAUCGUCGAAGACCGACAUGGGUGGAGAAUGUUGUAAUGUGCCUGCUUUCGGGUUCGAGCUCGAGUUGAUGGUAUCCGAAUGUCAGGUCUAGGGUGCCGAAAACAGUUGCGCCAUUUAGAUCAGUGAUGAAUUCAUCAAGUGUUGGCAUAAGGUGCUUUUCCCUUUUCACAGCUUUGUUUGCCUCUCGCAUGUCAACACAGAGGCGAAUUUCCCCUGUUUUCUUUGGGACUACGACAAUGGGACUGACCCAGGGGGUGGGCCCCUCGACUCUUUCGAUAACAUCGAGAUCUUGUAAGCGUUGAAGUUCUUUUUCAACAUCUUUUCUAAUAUGAAAUGGAAUGCGGCGGUGGGACUGUUGCUUAGGUUGGAUCUCAGGAUCGAUAUGCAGGUUGACUUUCUUGUCUUUGAUCUUGCCAAUGCCACCGAACAAGUCUGGACAAUUUUGUUCAGGGUGCGCAUUUAAUGCGGUGUUCAAUGCAGUGUUCACAGUUAUUUUUAGGAUCCCUAAGCUUUGGGCAGUGCUACAACUCAAAAGGUAGCCAUUUCGUCCUUUGGUGACGUAGAAGGUUGCAGUGACUGUGGUUGACCGAAAACGAACAUCUGCAGUAGUCAUACCUAGGAGUGGCAGUUCCAUAUUUGAGCCGUAUGUGUAUAUCUUGGACUGUGGUGUGGUAAGCACAGCGCUUUGAUUAUAUUUUCUGAUCUUUUCGUAUGUGGAUUCAUAAAUAAUGUUGACGGAUUUGAACGUGUUCGUUAGCAAUAUGUACCUCACAGGGUGGUAACGUACUGUGUUGAUGGUUGUUUUGGACGGUGAAUAUGUAGUGGGGUUCCUCCUCUGUAGAGGUUCGAACGACUUGACGGAUUUCUUGUCGUUUGGGUUUGGAUCUGCAAACCUUAGCAAAGUGGCCACUUUUACCACAUGCUUUGCAUUCUUUACCUUUUGCGGGACAGUCACCGGUGUGGGGAAAAAUUCCGCCACAGUUGGGACAUUGUUGUGUUGAGGAUCGGGUUGUUUUGUGAUUUCCUAUGUUACUUGAGUGCUUGAAUCGCGAUUGUUCAUAUUUACCGUGAGUUUUGCUGAUUUUUGUGUCCCUUUGCUCGUUUUUGACAGCGUUUAUGGAUGACACGCCUUUUUUCUACGGCUGUGACUUGUGCUUCGCUUCGCUUUUUUGCUCUGGCAUAGGUUAGUAGGUCUUUAAAAUUUGGGUUGUCACGAAGAGCUGGUCGUCGUAAUCAUGUGACAAACAUCCGACGAUUAUUUGUGUUUUUACUUCUUUAUCGAUGUUGGCGAACUCACAGGUUUGGGCGAAUUGUCUAAGCCUUGUAUGGAAUGCAUCGAUAUUUUCUCCGUGUUGUUGUUUUGCUGGGCGAAAGUUGUAUUCUUCGAAUGCUGAGUUAAUUUGAGGGAUAAAGAAUGCAUUGAGCAAGUGCUACCGCUAUUUUAUAGUCUUUGCCUACGCCUGCAUCAGGUAGAGUGUCAAAUAUUUCAUCGACGGCCGAGCCAGCAUAGUGUAGUAAUAGGGCGCGUUGUUGUUUUGUUUCUUUUUCGUGACACAGUAUUAUUCGUCGCUAUAAGGGAGUAGUUCAAAUCUGGUUAGCCAUUUCUUCCAUCGUGAGCCAACAUUGCCAUCGACAUGAACAUCAAACGGAGGAAAAUUAGGCAAUGAGAAAUUAUUUGAAGUCGCCAUGACUUGUUCGAUCAAGCGCUUUGUUCAACAAAUGUAGGUGUGUACUAACUGAUUUCUUUGUUCGCGUUUUGGAACUUUUUUUCCCGAUAUCGUUUGAAAAUACUGUUAGAUGAUCGAUUUCUUCGGUUUGUUAUUUUAGUGAUCCUCGUCGCCAGAAUGUAGUGUAUCGCGCCAGGAUACAGAAUAUUCGAGGGAACAACAUAUAAAACCAACAGUCUGCUUCGGUGGUUUAAGAAUUAAAGUACAUGUAAACAUCAUUACGACCUAGUGCAUUACUAAUUCACCUAUUACGGUAGUUAGUUGUAUAAUUAUUAAUUAAGGGGUGGAUACUACAAUAGCCACUCCUCCUCCAUUGCGGUUUCUAUCCUUUCUUAUCAAAUCAUAACCUGGUAUUUUAACCUCAAAGCUAGUUGUCUAUGGAGUCGCCAAGUCGAGUUUCGUUGAUACAAAUUACAUCAAAAGUGAAUUUGGACAGAAAAACCAAUAGUUCAUUUUUGUUCUUUACCCGAUUUGCAAUUUUUAAAUGCCCUAUUAUAUAAGUUUUUGGUAAACUUUCCAUAUUGGUCCGUGGUCGGAGUAAUUGGGUCUUGAGGGUUCACAUUUUCAUUAUCGUUAGUCUUAGUAGUAUCCCCGUCAUCAUGAUCAUCAUCAUCAUUGUCGAGUCUACUUUGAUCAAGUGAUGACGAGGAUGCUAAAGAAGUAUCUAGUCAAUUGUUAUUCUUUAAGUAAUUCUUUAUGUUUUUUCGCCAAGGAGGCUGAGCCCUUUGUGUUUAAAUGUAUACCAUAGCUAUUUAACUGCUACUUAGGGACCGCUCAUUAUUUAUUGUACAAGGGGGGAUUGAGGAGAAACUGGAGGGGGCUUUAAUUUUUUUAAAACCUGACAGGAGGGGGUGAGGUUGAAAAAAUACAGAGAGACGAAAGAAGGCUGGCUUCGAAAAUAUUUACCAGUUUGAAAAAACAUUAGUAGUUUUAAAAAUGUAUCACAAAACAACUUAAUAAAUAACAAUGUUUGUAGACCUUCAAUAUUCAUAAAUGGAAGCCAAAUAAAAAGUCUCUUAUGUUCAUGUAAAUAGACAAUCCCCAUUACAGACUCAUUUUAGAACUAGGCAAAGAGAUGCAAAUCAAGGCCGGAUUUUGGUGAAAAUAGUGGGGGAAGUGGGAAAAAAUUUUAGGGGUGGUGCAGCGGUCUAACUCACAACUCCCAUGGAAAGUUAGGGCAAUACCAACGAGGUGAGGUAUGCAUGUAGUGUACACAUGUACCAGUGUAUUAAUGAAUUAUGAAUGUAUUUGACUCCAAUCUUGCCCUUCAUUACAAUUGCUACAAAGUUUCUUUCAAAACAUUGCAUUAAAAGAGUGCUUGACACAGAGAUGAAUGGCUAUCACUGUUUCAAUUUUACAGAGAAAACUUUCUUACGACACGAAGUGUAGAUCCUAAGCAACCAUCACAUUUUCACUUUGUUCCAUCACUGAAACUUUCCCAAGGGGAGGUGCAUGACCUUUCAGGAGAGGUGGAAAAAUUCUCAGGAGAGGUGCAAAACCAUCUCAGGGGAGGUGCCCACCUCUCCACACCUCCCAUCAAACUCCGGCCUUGAUGCAAAUAAAUCACCACAGCUAGAAAGAGCAUACUAAAAUAAGUAAAUUAUUGCAAAGUUUGGUUGCAAGAUGUUGUAAAAUACGGAAAACAUAGCCCUGCAAAGUUUGCAAAUUUUGUAAACUUUGGAAGGCUAUAUUUUCUACAUAUUUUACAACAUUUUGCAACCAAACUUUGCAAUUUUACUCAUUUUAGUAUGCCCUUCCCGGGAAUAUACUUUUUUUGCUAAGAUAAAAAAAUUAGUCUAUUAUGGGAAUUGUCUAUUGGUCCCCAUUAUCUAUUUUUGUUCUAGAGGAGGGACCAAAAUUUAUUUUCUUGUUUUUCCUGUUGGGGGGGGGCUUUAAAAAUUUUACCUGUCUUAAGAAGGGGGCAACGAAAAAAUAUUAUAACUGUACAGUUUCUCCUCAUUCUCUCCCUGUACAAUAAAUAAUGAGUAGUCCCUUAUCGAUAUUAUUAUUGUCUAUUAGACCCCAGUUUUGCUCGAUACAUAAAUCAUUAAGUAGCUUAUUACAUUUUAAUUAUUACCUUCGUAGCCAGAGAUGGGUCGUCAUUUCGGGUGAUGAUUGAUGAAAGAAUCAAAUCGAUUUUGUUUUGCUGCUUCCUGAUUCCUUUACCAAGGUUACAGAUGGAUUGCACCAGAAUUUUUCACUGGAAUAUUUGGCUGAAAAUGUCACUAGUUUGAUUUUGUUGUUCUUUUUCGACUGCUAAAUUAGCAUCAAUUUGAUCCCCCGCGCAAUCAUUAGACUCAUUAUUGUUGUUCAAUAGUCUAUUGACUGUGAUUAGGCUUGUUGUUCCUUCUUCAGCGCUUUAACCUUGUCUUGUAGGUCGGCCUGUAUGUAAGUCAUAUUGGUCAUUCUUUCCUCUAAAGCACUGUUUUCGACUUUGAGAUCAUGGUAUUCUAUUUCAAGCGCAGAUAACUUUUAUUUCCUUGUCUUGAUUUGCGAGGCCGUUGAGUUGAUUCGAAUGAUCAAGUAGCGUGUUGUUAAUAGCUAGCGUAUUUUUAAAAAAAAUUCUGAUAACAUUAGCAUUCAGCUCUCUAGUUGUUUGAUUAUUAGUUUGAAAGAGGCCUCAAGAGAAUGUUCACAAUAGUUUGUUGUUUCAACUCCUUCGGCGGCUUCAUUAACACGGCUUCGUUAAAUAUGACAAAAGGCAAGCUUUCGUUUGCUAAGUCCUAUGGUAUAGAUGCCAUAGAGUUGAGCUUCUCUUCAAAUUUUUUUGCGAUAUUCAGCAUGCCACUAAGUGCAUGUAAUCGAUUUAGUAUAAGAGUACCAUCUAAUAGCUCUGACCUCGUUUUCGUACAACUUUGCAUGUCCUCCCGGCGUCGACCAUUUUCCGUGAGACAAAUUUAACGCUUCGCUGACGAAACAUUGUAAUGCUUCAAAAGACGAAGUGCAUACGAGCUUUCCUUUAUGACUGAUAGAUAGAUCAUGUAGCACCUAAUUCCUACAGCUUUCUCUGUAUUCAUUGUUGCAGGAACGUAUUAUCAACUCAAUAAACCUUGUUAAUUUUUCGUACAUUUCUCCAAAUUUUUAGCUCCAGCUAAUCCCUGAGCCGGCGGCGCGAAGCGCCGUGCGAGGGUACUAAUUCCCCCCGGCUAUUUACACCCGGGGAAACGAAAGCAUUAGCCAAGUCUAAAGUUCAUCAAAUAUCGCGGGCGUGACCAACGAACCUUGAGUGGGUGGUCAUCCUCACUGAUCUCAAAAAUAUGGCGGACUGUCAUGGAUAGCGAACACUGAUUGAUCAAAUUUAAAAUUUGUUGUUGUAUGACAAAAUGACGACUUCAACUGACAGAUACUUCAUGAAAAUAAUUUGCUUUUUAGUUUUACACUACAGUAUUUUGUACGUUUGCAAAAAACUUUGACAGCUUUCAAAGCAAUUUGUUCUAUAAAAAGUUUAAUAAAACAAUUACGGUAUCAAAUACCAAUUGAAAAGAUAUGGAGCCAAAUGAAGAGCGGCAAGGAAACGACAAGAAAGCCGAACGUCUAGCGAAAAGGAGGGCGCGAAGACGACAACGUUUGCUCGAGGAGACUGCUGAGGAAAGAGAAGCUCGCCUGGGAAAGCGUAGAGAAGCAUGGAAAAAAAAGACUGCUGAAGCGAAAGGUAAGCAAAGGCUUGUCUUCACAACGUUAUGUACCAAUGAUACUGUAGGUAGCUAUAUACAAGUUGAAGUAUGAUAUUCGACCCUCUAUAUUCGACUAUUUCUUCACAAUUUUCCAAUAAAGAGUUUGUCAUGACAUGCUCAAGUCAGUAUAACCAGACUGUAUUUUAUUUAUAUCAGUUAUCACAGCCACAGGCAGUUUUACGCUGUCAAAUACCGUCGGUUGCAACUAAGGGUGAACAGUUGCAGAUAAAACAUUCUCUAUUCUCAUUAAAAAGCCUGUAAAAGUUUCCACUAGGUCUCUAGCCUAACACGUUCAGACCACACAAAGUUUUGUUACUUAUUAUUGCACACAUGGGAAACAAAAAUUAAGUGUUGUUGUUCUUGACAAACAUUGAAGAUUCUAAUCACGCGAAUGUUUUUAUGCGCGACUGUUCAUCGUUAGUUGCAAACGACGGUACAACAUACUAUGAACAUUUUUCCGACUGUGACCGAAUGUGCAACGAUAUAUUUUUCAUGAAAGUUGUUAUCAAUUCCUAAAAUUUGUUUAUAGUAAAACGGCCUGCUCAGCACUCACUACUCACGAUGAUUUCAUUUAGAAAUGCAGUUACCAGGAAAGGAACUGAUUCUAAAAUAUGUAAAUUUAAAAGCAUUGGCUAACAGAAUAAAGCGAUGUGAAGACACGGUAUAAACUUUUAUAGUUGCUAUUUGUUAUAAAAUCCUAUAAAUAAACCGAUUCAACAAUAAUUUUGCCUCGAAUUUGCAUAUUCUAUGCUGCAUCUUUAUAUUUUAUUUUUAUAGUAUAAAAAUAAAAUUGUAAUAUUAUGAAAUAAAAUACAUUUCUGUUUAUUGACCAGUACUUAUUUAAUGUCUUCUUCAUCCAGUGGUCAGCAUAAAUUUCUACUUCUAGCAAGUAAUUAUUUGACAAGCAGUCUGGAAUAAGCACAGGACUUUUAAUGCAUCAGCCAAAUCCAAGUGUGCCCAUCCCCCUUGCCCAGCCAUUUUCCUGUAAAGCACAUCCCGGGGGUUGGGCAUUUCCACUCGAACCUUAGCCCCGGCGGGGCAUGUGAAAUUAAUAAUUUGGAUUCUUGCACUUCACUUGUGGAAUUAAUAUUAGAAUGUUAGGGUUUGUAAUCCAAGUGAGAAUAUAUACAUGUAUAUAUUUUGUAAUCCAAGUGAGAAUAUUUUGUAAUCCUUGAGUGAGAAUAUACAAAUGUAUAGUACAUCUAUAUAUUUUGUGUAUAUAUUUUGUAAUCCAAAUGAGAAUAGUUUGUAAUCCAAGUGAGAAUAUACAAAUGUAUAUAUUCUCACUUGGAUUACAAACCCUGACAUUCUAAUAUUAAGUCCACCAAGUGAAGUGCAAGAAUCCAAAUUAUUGAAGUCCACCUUAUCACAACCCGCACACCCGAUUACCUAAAUAUACAUGAACUUACAGUUAAAGCUCAACGGCUGGCCUCUGUAGCUCAGUUGGUUAGAGCGCUGCACCGGAAUCGCAGGGCUGUAGGUUCAAUUCCUACCAGAGGACCUUGUGCUGCAUUUUUUGCAGUCGAUCCUGGUUAGGUCUUAAAAUGUAUAUUUUCUCACUUGGAUUACAAACCCUAACAUUCUAAUAUUAAGUCCACCAAGUGAAGUGCAAGAAUCCAAAUUAUUGAAGUCCACCUUAUCACAACCCGCACACCCGAUUACCUAAAUAUACAUGAACUUACGGUUAAAGCUCAACAGCUGGCCUCUGUAGCUCAGUUGGUUAGAGCGCUGCACCGGAAUCGCAGGGCCGUAGGUUCAGUUCCUACCAGAGGACCUUGUGCUGCAUUUUUCGCAGUCGUUCCUGGUUAGGUCUUAAAAUGUAUAUAUUCUCACUUGGAUUACAAGCCCUAACAUUCUAAUGUUAAUUCCAACAAGUGAAGUCCAAGAAUCCAAAUUAUUGAAGUCCACCUUAUCACAACCCGCACACCCGAUUACCUAAAUAUACAUGAACUUACGGUUAAAGCUCAACAGCUGGCCUCUGUAGCUCAGUUGGUUAGAGCACUGCACCGGAAUCACAGGGCCGUAGGUUCAAUUCCUACCAGAGGACUUUGUGCUGCAUUUUUCGCAGUCGUUCCUGGUUAGGUCUUAAAAUAUAUAUAUUCUCACUUGGAUUACAAACCCUAACAUUCUAAUAUUAAUUCCAACAAGUGAAGUGCAAGAAUCCAAAUUAUUGAAGUCCACCUUAUCACAACCCGCACACCCAAUUACCUAAAUAUACAUGAACUUACGGUUAAAGCUCAACAGCUGGCCUCUGUAGCUCAGUUGGUUAGAGCGCUGCACCGGAAUCGCAGGGCCGUAGGUUCAAUUCCUACCAGAGGACCUUGUGCUGCAUUUUUCGCAGUCGUUCCUGGUUAGGUCUUAAAAUGUAUAUAUUCUCACUUGGAUUACAAACCCUAACAUUCUAAUAUUAAUUCCAACAAGUGAAGUUAUACAAGAAUCCAAAUUAUUGAAGUCCAGCUUAUCACAACCCGCACACCCGAUUAGUACCUAAAUAUACAUGAACUUACGGUUAAAGCUCAACAGCUGGCCUCUGUAGCUCGGUUAGAGCGCUGCACCGGAAUCGCAGGGCCGUAGGUUCAAUUCCUACCAGAGGACCUUGUGCUGCAUUUUUCGCAGUCGUUCCUGGUUAGGUCUUAAAAUGUAUAUAUUCUCACUUGGAUUACAAUCCCUAACAUUCUAAUAGUAAGUCGACCAAGUGAAGUGCAAGAAUCCAAAUUAUUGAAGUCCACCUUAUGAUAACCCGCACACCCGAUUACCUAAAUAUACAUGAACUUUCGGUUAAAGCUCAACAGCUGGCCUCUGUAGCUCAGUUG
This is a messenger RNA of Paramuricea clavata, 21073 nucleotides long. The record is from the annotation of a GenBank genome assembly. NCBI's taxonomy places the organism in Eukaryota, Metazoa, Cnidaria, Anthozoa, Malacalcyonacea, Plexauridae.